AGCCCUUUGAACCCCUUUGGAAGGCGAAGAAUCUUCUCGAAGCGCCUCACACUCUCUCACUAUAAACCCAGCAAUCUCUCACCACACCAAAAGCCCUAAUUCCAAACCCAACCCACUCUAAAGCAUCCAUUUUCAGAGCAUCAUCCAUUUUCAGAGCAUCAUCCAUCAUCCGUUACCGCACAGAAGCAGGCUAUCAAAAUCUCUGAGCAUAAAUGGCUUCAGCAAAUGCCAUCUCCACUGCCUCCAUCCUCGCUUCUCCUUCCAGCCAAGGAGGUUUGAGGAACAGGAAGACCGGCCAAUUCCAGGGAAGGAGGAAUUUCAGUCCCAAGCCCUCCAAGGGCCGGUUUGCGGUGAGGGCUAAUGCCAAGGAAAUAGCAUUUGACCAGCAAUCCAGGUCUGCCCUUCAAGCUGGGAUCGAUAAGCUUGCCGAUGCGGUUGGCCUCACUCUUGGACCAAGGGGGAGGAAUGUUGUGCUUGAUGAAUAUGGAACUCCAAAAGUUGUCAAUGAUGGGGUUACAAUUGCCCGAGCUAUUGAGCUUGCUGAUGCUAUGGAAAAUGCCGGUGCUGCACUCAUUAGAGAGGUUGCAAGCAAAACCAAUGAUUCUGCUGGUGAUGGGACAACAACUGCAUCUGUCAUUGCUCGUGAAAUGAUCAAACUUGGUCUGUUGAGUGUUACAUCUGGUGCAAACCCUGUAUCCAUAAAGAAGGGCAUUGAGAAAACUGUAAAUGGGUUGGUGGAAGAGCUUGAAAAUAAAGCCCGACCAGUAAAGGGUCGAGAUGAUAUUAAAGCCAUUGCUUCAAUCUCUGCUGGAAAUGAUGAGGUCAUUGGCACCAUGAUUGCGGAUGCUAUUGAUAAAGUUGGUCCGGAUGGUGUAUUGUCAAUUGAGUCAUCUUCCUCUUUUGAAACUACAGUCCAUGUAGAAGAGGGAAUGGAGAUUGAUAGAGGAUAUGUAUCCCCUCAGUUUGUCACUAACCCUGAGAAAUUGAUUGUUGAGUUUGAGAAUGCCAGAGUUCUAGUCACUGAUCAAAAAAUUUCUGCCAUCAAAGACAUUAUCCCAUUGUUGGAGAAAACAACACAAUUAAGAGCCCCACUUCUCAUUAUUGCUGAAGAUGUGAGUGGGGAGGCCUUGGCUACUCUUGUUGUCAACAAGCUGAGAGGCAUUCUGAAUGUCGCUGCCAUUAAAGCACCAGGUUUUGGUGAGAGGAGAAAGGCACUUCUUCAAGAUAUUGCCAUUGUGACAGGGGCGGAGUACCAAGCAAGUGAUUUGGGACUGCUUGUAGAAAACACUCAGGUUGAAGCACUGGGCAUUGCCCGAAAAGUGACCAUAACUAAGGACUCAACAACCAUCAUUGCUGAUGCUGCUUCUAAGGAUGAAAUUCAGUCACGGAUUGCUCAGCUAAAAAAUGAAUUGCUUGAAACAGAUUCAGUUUAUGAUUCGGAAAAGCUUGCUGAGAGAAUUGCCAAAUUGUCUGGAGGUGUUGCUGUAAUAAAAGUUGGUGCAGCAACUGAGGCCGAGCUUGAGGACCGCAAGCUCCGCAUUGAGGAUGCUAAAAAUGCAACUUUUGCAGCUAUUGAGGAGGGAAUUGUCCCUGGUGGUGGUGCUGCUCUGGUUCAUCUAUCAUCUCACGUUCCUGCAAUAAAGGACAAGUUUGAGGAUGCUGAGGAGAAAUUGGGUGCUGACAUUGUGCAAAAGGCACUAUUGGCACCGGCAUCUUUGAUAGCCCAAAAUGCUGGGAUAGAGGGGGAGGUUGUUGUGGAAAAGCUGAAGGACAGCGAAUGGGAGAUGGGAUACAACGCGAUGACAGACAAGUACGAGAACCUAGUGGACGCAGGGGUCAUUGACCCAGCCAAGGUGACCCGAUGUGCUUUGCAGAAUGCUGCUUCUGUGGCAGGUAUGGUUCUGACCACACAAGCCAUUGUCGUGGAGAAACGCAAGCCCAAGACACCCGUGCCCGGAGCUCCUCAGGGGCUUGCUGUCUAAUGAAAGAAGAGAUCAUUGGCAGCCGGAGCAUAUGCCUGUAGUAGGAAUUUUUCGGCCAAAUGUACUAUGAUUGUAAGCUGGAGCGGAAAAUUGAGUGAGUCGCAGAGAAUUAAACGUCCGUUGAAACAUGGAUUUCAUUGCUUCAAAGCUUUUUUUCUAGACUGCAUUAUAACUUAUAAGGCAAUAAAGUUUUUUUCAUCUUAUUUUAUGCAUUUGGACUAUUUUGUCACUUGUUCAGCUAAGUAGGUUUUCACUUCAGUGUUCUGGAGUAACUUCUUUUGCUUAGAGACAGAACACUACUAUGCUAAAAGUAUCUGGGGUA
Messenger RNA from Cuscuta campestris, 2304 nucleotides. Lineage: Eukaryota; Viridiplantae; Streptophyta; Magnoliopsida; Solanales; Convolvulaceae. The record is from the annotation of a GenBank genome assembly.